UUGUUUGUUUUGGGGGUUUUCGGAUGUUGAGGUGCCCUCCCGUGGGGAUUUAUUAGACACGAGUGUGGAACUCAUCAUGGUGCAGCUGUCUCCUUCCCCCACCCUGGAUGUCUCCUCCUUCCCUGGGUCUCCAGACAAGGGGCAGGAAAGACCAGAGGACCAAAUGUUGGAUGGUAGCCCCAAGGUGGAUUCACCUGGUGGCCUCUGCUCUUUGCAGCUCAGCCUGGAUAUCUCCACCGUCUAUCCUGGAUAUGAAAUGUACAUAGAGGAUGGUCUCAUCUGCCUCAAACAUAAAGUCCGCAACUUGGAGAAAAAGAAGUUAAAACUGGAGGACUACGAGAAGAGGCUGAGAAAAGGCGAGGUACUAAACAAGGAUCAGAUGGCAGCUGUAGGAAAGUAUGAGGAGGUGCUGCAUCACUUGGCAUUUGCACAGGAGCUGCACAAAACCCUGGAUGGCCUGACUCAGAAUCUGCUGAGGGCCCAGAAGAAGGCGGUGAAGAGAGAGCAGGUGGCGAAGCUGGAGGCAGAGAGGAGACUGCUGAGCACCGUGCUCCAGGUCCAACAUGUCCUCCACAGGCUGCAGCAGGAGCACGUUAGAAAAGACCUGCUGGCAGGACACAACCAGGCGCCCCACAUCCCAGCCCAGCAGCUGCACAGCCUCAACCAGCUCAGCAUCCUGCUGGGAGUCAAGAGGGAUAACAGCCUCAGUUUAGAUGAACAGAUGGAGAAAGCAGCUCUGGUCUACUUAGACCUCCUGGAUGGAAAAGACAAACCAGUGGCUGGAUCGACAUUCAAGCUGUUGAAAGAGGAGCUCACCGAGCUGUUAAACUGCAAAUACUUCAGCCAUGAUCCACCUGAACCCAACAAGACCGCAGAGGCGUUACCGAGCUCGACCAGUCACAACACCUUAAAGUCAAAACCAAAUGAAGCUUCUAAAAAGGAGUUUUUCAACAGACUGUACUUGACCAAUACGGAGGCUCCUCCCCCUCAGAGUUGGAAGAAUGACUUCCAGGACAUGAAGGAGCAGGAGCCUGCUGACUGCUGGGACAUGGAGUUAACGGGUGGAGCCGUAUCACCACAGGCUACUGUCUGUAAACCAUGGAGAGGAGCUGCCACUUUCAUCCCUAAAGUGCCAGUCACCUCGAAGAAGCAAUCUGACAGCAAACGGAGGAAAGAGAGGAAAGCCAAACGAGAAGAGAAUAUCAAAUUGGCAGUGGACAUGGCGAUGCCUGUGGAGGUAUUCAACUCCCCGUCUGCCCUACCAAAAGACCCCAUCCUGAGGAAGCGGCACUUGGAAGACCUGAUUACAAAGAUCCAUGGUUCAUUUAGUUUCAUGCAGGACUCACUUUUGGAAAGUGACAGCUCCCCUACGAACAGCCAUUCAAGACUGAAGAGACGGCAGUCUGCAUCCCCCUCUCCUCUGGGUAACAUAAGUGAAGACCCUCUAACUCAAACUCCAACAGACUUGAGAAGCCCAGGUGACGUCUUGCCCAAAGCAAUGCAUUCCACCCCACUGCGUACCAGGCUCAUGGAACGCAAAGACAGUCUGACUAACGGGGAUCAGUGCUUGGAAACCUGUGAUCUGGAGCUUUCCUCAAAGGACCUACCUCAUGAGCCAUUGCAGUUGGCUGAAACGAAGGGGUUUCCCUCACCACCACUGUAUCGCAGGGAGUCGACCAUCUCUGCCAGUGUGGAGGAGAAGACGACGCGUCCUCAUACGCCGGCAACUGAGUCAGGGAAGCAGUCCCCUUGUAACGGGGCGUCAUCUCGCACCUCCAGUCCUUCUCGGGGACAAAGUUUCUCCACACCCCCCACAAGGCGAAGUCUUCCCUCUGCACAGUUCCCAAACAUCCAGUCAGUUUUCAAGGUGAAUGCCUUGCCUCAAAAUGGGGAACUGAAGUACAAAGCAGAUCCCAUGGUUUUUGCUGAACCCCAGUACAGCACUGCCAGUACCCAAACCCCACCUGAGUUUUCCACCUCAGAAGACGAACCACAGCCAGUGUACCAGUCGGAUUAUGUGGCGGGUGGCGGCGGUGGACAGAUCUUCAUGUCCCCCAGCCAAUCAGGCAGCAGUGUGAGUCGGUCCGGCCACUCGCACCACACCAGAGGAUCUGUGAGAGGUAUGACACGUGGCGGCAAGGGACUGGCACAAACCUUUCGUUCUUCUGGUUGGUAUCGAGGAGGAUCCGUCAUCCCCCAGAGUCACCUGAGAGACUCGGCCCCUCUGCUGUACGCUGCCAGAGACUCUGGAUACCAUCAAGGCUAUAGACGGGGAGGAGGAAGACUGAACUCCAGUGAGCACCAUUUUGCAUUGAAGGCAUUUUCAUCACUUUGGUCUAAUGCAGCCUGGAGUGACUCCUCUCAGCUGAGCAGUCCAGACCGGGAGGGUGCCUUCACCAUUGUGGAUUCCGGACACGGGGAUUCGCUGUCUGUGUCCACUGUGGAGGUCCCGCUCACCCCUCAUGGCCACCACCACACUGCCCUGCUCCCAAUGCAGCUGUACCCGCUGUCCCAGCCGCUGCGAGUGGCCUUCACCGCCUCUCGCACUGCCAACUUCGCCCCCGGCAACCUGGACCAGCCCAUCGUGUUCGAUCAGCUCCACAGCAACCUGGGCGACAUGUACGACACCCACAUUGGCCGCUUCACCUGCCCCGUGAAUGGAACCUACGUCUUCAUCUUCCACAUCCUGAAGCUUGCCAUCAACGUGCCGCUGUACAUCAACUUGAUGCGCAACGAUGAGGUAAUGGUGUCUGCGUAUGCCAAUGACGGCGCACCAGAUCACGAGACGGCCAGUAACCACGCCAUCCUGCCUCUGUUCCAAGGUGACCAGGUUUGGUUGCGGUUGCAUCGGGGUGCCAUCUACGGCAGCACAUGGAAGUACAGCACUUUUUCUGGCUUUCUUCUGUACCAGGACUGAACCCCAGUGUGAGGACUGGCUGCUUUGCACUAAAUGGUGAUGAAACGGACAUUCAGUAUUGUGGUCAGGCUGCAUGCCCGUGCCCUUUUCACCAUGAAGCCCACUCAUAACAUAAGGUGUCAGUGGCCAAACGGUAUGAUGUGUACUCAGAGCCAUUAUCUACAUUUGAAAUGGGGAACACGCCUACUUUAUCCUCCAGAUCUACUUGACUCCCCAUGAAUGUGUAGUUUAUGAUGCUGGUGCUGUGACUGUGUUAUUAGUUCAACUGGGUCGUGCUCACAUGUCAUCUUUGCUGUCAAUAUCCUGUAGCACAUAACCUGCUGAUCUCAGUGAGAACUCAUGCAAUGUUAUGAAUUUGUGCCUUUUUGAUUUCUGAAUGGCUUUGAAUGACUGACUAGACGUUAAAUGGCUAAUGAAUUGAAUGACUGGCUUAUUUUCCAGAUGAUUAUAACUGACUACUGUCGGCACUUUGCUUGAUGCUGGGCUUCUUGUGCAUUAAGUCUCACCUUCUUGUGUGAAUGUGAAGCUGAGGAAAGAUUGUGUUCUUGGUGGUGGGUAUGGUGUUGAACACUUGAGGCCAAACUGUUGCACUAACAGAUUACUGUGGAGAGAAGGACGUGGUCCCUUGACGUGCCUAAAUAAAAGAUGAGCAGUGA
Molecule: messenger RNA, 3573 nt
Organism: Sphaeramia orbicularis (orbiculate cardinalfish)
Lineage: Eukaryota; Metazoa; Chordata; Actinopteri; Kurtiformes; Apogonidae
Gene: caprin2
Product: caprin family member 2
Exons: 22
Coding region: 77-2917 (946 amino acids)
Biological process (GO): positive regulation of canonical Wnt signaling pathway
Cellular component (GO): cytoplasm
Molecular function (GO): signaling receptor binding
Source: RefSeq, a predicted model, not a curated record